Molecule: messenger RNA, 1637 nt
Organism: Setaria italica (foxtail millet)
Lineage: Eukaryota; Viridiplantae; Streptophyta; Magnoliopsida; Poales; Poaceae
Product: peroxidase 43
Exons: 2
Coding region: 63-1082 (339 amino acids)
Biological process (GO): hydrogen peroxide catabolic process; response to oxidative stress
Cellular component (GO): plant-type cell wall; plasmodesma
Molecular function (GO): peroxidase activity; heme binding
Source: RefSeq, a predicted model, not a curated record
CAGGACUUGCACCUCCCCCUCCUGCUGCUACCAUCCACCUCGCCACCUCCCUCUCUCUAAAGAUGGCGAGAAGGUGUAGUCGUAGCAAUGGUACCAACGUGACAGGCUUGGGCUUGGCCAUGGCGGCCUCAUGGCUGCUGCUGCUCGCCGGCGUCUCCGACGGCCAGCUCCAGGUGGGGUUCUACUCCCGGACCUGCCCCGGCGCCGAGUCCACGGUCGCCUCCGUCGUCCGGCAGUCCGGCUCCGCCGACCCAACCAUCCUCCCGGCGCUCCUCCGCCUCCAGUUCCACGACUGCUUCGUCCGCGGCUGCGACGGCUCCGUCCUCAUCAAGGGCGGCAGCGGCAGCGCCGAGGUCGACAACAGCAAGCACCAGGGCCUCCGCGGGCUCGAGAUCAUCGAGGGCGCCAAGACCCAGCUCGAGGCCCAGUGCCCCGGCGUCGUCUCCUGCGCCGACAUUGUCGCCCUCGCCGCCCGCGACGCCGUCGCAUUCACCGGCGGGCCGUCGUUCGACGUGCCGACGGGGCGUCGCGACGGGAAGGUGUCGAACAUCCGCGACGCCGACGCGCUCCCCGACGUGCACGACGGCAUCGACGCGCUGCGCUCCAAGUUCCGCGCCAACGGGCUCGACGAGAAGGACCUCGUCCUCCUCACGGCGGCGCACACGGUGGGCACGACGGCGUGCUUCUUCCUGCAGGACCGGCUCUACAACACCCCUCUCCCCGGCGGCGGCCGCGGCGCCGACCCCACGAUCCCGCCGGGGUUCCUGUCGGAGCUCAAGUCCCGGUGCGCGCCGGGGGACUUCAACACGCGGCUGCCGCUGGACCGCGGCAGCGGCAACGUCUUCGACACCUCCAUCCUCCGCAACAUCCGCAACGGCUUCGCCGUCAUCGGCUCCGACGCCGCGCUCUACAACGACACGGCCACCGUCGACGUCGUCGACUCCUACUCCGGCCUGCUCAGCAACUUCUUCGGGCCAUACUUCCGCCAGGACUUCGCCGACGCCAUGGUCCGCAUGGGCAGCAUCGGCGUCGUCACCGGCGGCGCCGGCGAGGUCAGGAAGGUCUGCUCCAAGUUCAACUGAUCGACCGGCCGGUGAUCCCACUCACGCACCGGUCGAUGCGCCAUUAGAUCCUUCUUCAUUCAUUGCACACAGCUGGCCCGCCCAUCCGUGGACAAGCACGGUGGGGUUUGGUUGGGUGCUUUCAUGGCGGCGUUCUUCAAUUCGUUCAUCAGUACAGUAUAUCGUGUAGAUCUCACUGGGAAAAAAAAAAGGAACUCAAGUGCUUCUGCUGUAUAUGCUCACCAAAAUGAAAAAUGCACGAGGUUCAGAAAAGCGAUUUGCUUUGCUUUAAGAUCUGUGCAGAUUUCAUUUUGAAGUGGCAUAUAUGGCUCGAAGCGGUGGCGGUGGCGAGGGAAUAUAUAUAGGGUAUAAGAUAGUUACGUUUGUUCUUGUGUUUAUAUACAAAUUAAUUAAUAUAAGUGGAUAUGUUAGUGAUUUUGUUGGAAGAUCAUUCGUCGUCGAGUGUAACUGUAGAAAGUGUUGAGUUCUUCAUUGCAAGAGGUGUCAAAUAUUGUGACGAAUUGUCCUCUGGCUUAAUUAAUUUAUGAAUUCUUUUAAGAACUGUUGUGAACUUCA